This is a messenger RNA of Prorocentrum cordatum, 2080 nucleotides long. The record is from the annotation of a GenBank genome assembly. NCBI's taxonomy places the organism in Eukaryota, Dinophyceae, Prorocentrales, Prorocentraceae.
GCAAUUGGCGCCUUAAGGUCUUGAAGGUCUGAGUUGUGGAGGUACGUUGGCACCCCUCCCUACGGCCGUCUUCGUUGGCCGAGGAACGUAGGGACAGCCUCGGCCCAGUCCAUCGGCAAUGGCGCCGUAAGGUGAAAGUGUCCAGAAUGGACGAUGAGGCGUCCGAUUGCACGACAGUGCACUCCAACGUCCAGUGCGACAGCAAAAACCUUGGCAACGGCAAGGAACCUGACAAGGCGACUGACAUCGCGACGCAAACGGACCUCAAGCUCCACCACUCCGUUGAAGCUGACGGCAAGGAGACUGGCAUCGCGACACAGACGGACCUCAAGCUCCACCACUUCGCGGAGGCUGACGGCACCAAGAUAGAUAAGGACGAUGUGGCGGCCUACCAGCUUGAGUACUUCGGGGAGGCGGACCCUGCCAAUUGCGUGGCCAGCAGCUCGGAGCAGAGCACAGUGGACUUGGACGUCUCCCCCACCACCACGGGCCCGGGCGGUUCGGAGCAGAGUGCCGCGGACGUGGCCAUCCUCACGACCCUCACGGACCAGCACAAUUUGGUGCAGCUCGACGAGCAAGUGGUCCCGCCCGUCACGCUGCCCGACGAGCCGCCCGAGCCAGAGGUGCAGCCCGACGAGCACGGCCAGGGCUUCGACAGCCAGGGCUCCGAGACCGAGGACGCCCACGACGACGUGAAGUCAGGAGGCCUCGAGCUGCAGUGGGAGUGCAUGGACGCGCGCGGCGCGACCCAGGGGCCAUUCUCCCAGGAACAGAUGAGAGAGUGGUUCGAGGUGCGCGCGCUCCCCAAGGGCCUGCCGAUGAGGACGAAUCCAGACACGCCGUUCAUGACGUCCGGGCUGCUCUUCCCCUCACCGCUGGUGCCGUUCCGAGAUUGUCCAAGGGCCUUUGGCUACUACUACGGCCACGCUCACGUGGGCUUGGUCCAAGACUUGCGAGAAGGCGGACGAAAAGUUGGAGCGGGUUGCCUACAAUAUGAUUCUGCUGGCCUGGGACCGCUCCCUCUCUUUGGAAUGCGUGGCGGCCGAGCUGACCAAGGGCAGCGAGAAGAUGGUGGAGCUGGCACGGGCCAUGGGGAUUCCGAACUUCGCGAAGGCCGCGGUCAUCAUGAAAGGUCUGGCUAAGGAGGCGGCGUGCCUCUCGCUGUGAGGUGCGGUGGUGGAUCGAGCCGCUUGGCUUAGUGAGGCAGCCUGUCCUCCCCUUCUCCCUCCUACCCCUGCCUCUCUGCCUCCCCUCCGCUCCCUCUUCUCCCCUCCCCUCGCCGUCUUGUGGCCUCGGCGCAAGCCAGCGUUGUCCAGGCCUGCAGGGGGGCUCCUUUGGGAGGUGGCGGCCCGCCGCCCACAAAAUGGCCAGCCGCGGGGGGCUCUGCAGCGCCACCAUGGCGCCCGGGUGAGCCCCACCGCCGGCCCUGCGUGGCUGCGGUCCGCCUGCUGCGCCUGCGGUACAGGCCCGCGCGCGGCACCCUCCGUCUCCCAGCUAGUUUCCAUGUGAUCACUGAUCUGCACAUUUAUUCACCGCUGUGCAUUCGAGUGGCCUCACCCUGUUCGCGUAGGUUUCGUGGUGAUUCACGGAUUCCUCAGGGCCUUUCUAGGCUUUUCUUGUACACUACCGCUUGGAUCGCCGGACUUUUGUUUCGGUUCCCUGCGUCAUGCCUCCCCCCCUCGUUCCUCCCGCCUCUCUUCCCCCCUCUUCCUCCCCCCGCUCCUUCGGAUUCUCUUGUGCAUGUUGGUUUCCCGCGGCAUCCCGUCCCCACGUACAGCAUUUUGCCCGACCCGAGGGGCUCUGCCGAGCGGAGUCGAUGCACGCGUUGUGGCGUGCGCUCGUGUGGCGAUUUUAAUGCACAUCCUAUUUCGAGUGUUUCCUUCACAUUGCUGUUGAACUUUCUCGCACUAUGGUGGCAGCCGCGUUGUGUGAAGUUCGUGUGGCCGCGCAACACAUAAUGGGAGCAGUACCCCCGGCAGCCCCUAUGAUGGCAGCUGCCGAGGGGGUGUGGCCUAUGAUGGUCCCCACCGGAAUGGCUGAGGCCUGUGAUGGUCCUCGCCAGGGAGGAAGGAGAAGAGAA